AUGACAGUGAUCAAUGGCUGUUCUAAAUUCAUUGUUUUAGGAUACAAUGAUUCAACAGCUCAAAUCAUCAACAGAAAUACUAAAAAAGUCACACAAUUAAAUCUUUACCGCGGCAAAGUCACAUGUUUAGACAUUUCUCUUAACUUCGGUGUUGUUGUUAUUGCUACAGAAGACGGCGUUAUCACAGUCGCUGACUUGUACACUGGCGACACAAUCAGGAACAUCAUGGUUAAUUUCACAGUUCAUCAGAUUUGUAUCACAAAAACAUGGGGAUUCAUUGUCACAUCUUCGAACGACAAAAGCGGACAGAAAUUCAUCUCAUGUUACACUAUCAAUGGGAGAUUCAUCAGACAGAAAGAAGUCCAGUCUGUUGCAGAUUCUAUUGUCACAUGGUCAUCAACAAGUGGAUUCGACUACAUCGCAGUCAACUUGAGUGGCAUUGUCAACUUUUCAGAAGCAUUCUUCUUGAAGUUUUCACCGAAAUACAACAGAUACUCAGGCAAGAUCUGUCGCAUGGAAUAUUCCGAUAAGAUGAAAUCUCUUGUUGUUGGAUACAUCCAAUUCAAAUGUAAUUUAGUUAAUUGUUUUGUUUUAUAUUAUUUAUUUGGGGUAUUAUUAUUGUCGUCUGGCGGUUUUAGACGACAAUGCGAAUUUUCAAAUAAUAGGAUUUUUAGCCAGAUAAAGAGCUACUCCAUAUAUCAUGCGUGUUUGCAUACUAUAUACAUAGACGGAAUUGAUGUUCUUCCUUUAUUUAGGUACCGAAACAUGCUUGAAAAAUCUAUUUUUUAG
Messenger RNA from Trichomonas vaginalis G3, 789 nucleotides. Its product is annotated as aggrephagy protein. Gene Ontology annotation, molecular function: protein binding. The coding region runs from base 1 to 789 and encodes 262 amino acids. The record is from RefSeq and is a predicted model, not a curated record. The transcript has a single exon. NCBI's taxonomy places the organism in Eukaryota, Parabasalia, Trichomonadida, Trichomonadidae.